Messenger RNA from Setaria italica (foxtail millet), 1400 nucleotides. Its product is annotated as EPIDERMAL PATTERNING FACTOR-like protein 4. The transcript has 2 exons. Gene Ontology annotation, biological process: guard cell differentiation; stomatal complex development. The record is from RefSeq and is a predicted model, not a curated record. Bases 640 to 1056 code for a protein of 138 amino acids. NCBI's taxonomy places the organism in Eukaryota, Viridiplantae, Streptophyta, Magnoliopsida, Poales, Poaceae.
CCCGCUUGGCCGCUUGGUCAAGGCCGGCUGGCCGGCCGGGCCACCCGGGCGGGCAGGUACCCAAUACAAUCACAAGUCACGUUGCGCUGUGUACACGUGCUCCUGCUAUACAUUGCCCCUCCUGUUCCUCUCAACAGCCACCGUCACCGCCGGCCCUCUCGCUCUACAGUGACGCAGCAGCCGCGCCGUGCCCCUACACAUCUCGCCCUCUCUCCCUCUCUCUCUCCCUCUCUCUCCCUCUCUCUAAAGCGUGUGCGCGUGUGGGUGUGCCUGUGAGGCGUGUGAGUCGUCUGUGACCGACUGACUCCGGUGGCAGGCUAACUGGCGCGCGCGCACGCACACCCUCGCGGCUUUCUUGGAGCGUUGCGAGAGAAUCGAUCAUCGGAUCGCAUCAGUUCAGCUCGCUUCACUUUCAGAUCGACGACGACCGCCGGCGGCUAGCUGCCUGAUUCGCUUGCCGCCAUUGCCGGCGAGCGCGAGCGCGCUCUAGCUCCAGGCCUCCGACCGAGAGCUUCGGGCGGCCGGGAGCGAGCGAGCCAGCAGCUCGCCUCUGCGCCACGACAGCCGCGUCGUGCUUGCCGUUUUUGCGGCUGCUGGAUCGAGCGGGCUGAGCGUGCGACCUCUUCUUCCUCCGCAGCGAUGGGCGACGAGGGCUGCCGGAGACUACGGGUGGGGCGCCGGCGCCGCUGCAGCGACGCCGCGCUGCUCGCCGCCGUCCUCCUCGCCGCCGCCAUGGUUGUAACGGCGGCAGGCCGGCCGAUCCGUCUGCCAGCGGCGGCGCUGGCGAGGAGGCGAAUCGACUCGUCGACGGCGGUGACGGCGGCCACCACCAGGAUCAGCGGCACGUGGACGGCGGACGCCGCCGCGUUCCCGGCAGCUCGGCGGCGGUGGCUGGUGGGUCCGGGGUCGUCCCCGCCGACGUGCCGGGGGCGGUGCGGGCGGUGCGCGCCGUGCCGGCCGACCCGGGUGGCGAUCCAGCCCGGCGUCGGGCCACAGUGGGAGUACUACCCGGAGGUGUGGCGCUGCAAGUGCGGCAACAAGCUCUUCAUGCCGUGACCGGCCGGCGUAGUACGACGUGGACGGCCGGCGGGUCGACACGCCCGGCCGGCCGGGUUUCAAUUCUUGCGAACAAAGCUAGUGCCGGUAGUUUUGCAAAGGGUACCUACCUCUACGUACAAAAGGAAGAGAGGAAGAAAGGGACGAUUGGUUAGGUAACUAGCUAGCUAGGCGUGCGUGAUGUGUCUGUCUGUAUGUAUGUAUAUGCAAAUCAAGAUCUUAUUAACUGCUUCUACAUGUUAUUGUUCUUCAUUUUCCCCCCCUCUUUUUCUUGAACAGAAUGCUCUUGUAAUUAUGUUAUUAUGUUGCAGUACUUGUACAUGGGUCUCUAUAUUUGUUCGUUA